Molecule: messenger RNA, 1583 nt
Organism: Phodopus roborovskii (desert hamster)
Lineage: Eukaryota; Metazoa; Chordata; Mammalia; Rodentia; Cricetidae
Gene: Mtarc2
Product: mitochondrial amidoxime reducing component 2
Exons: 8
Coding region: 30-1046 (338 amino acids)
Biological process (GO): nitrate metabolic process
Cellular component (GO): mitochondrial inner membrane
Molecular function (GO): molybdenum ion binding; molybdopterin cofactor binding; nitrate reductase activity
Source: RefSeq, a predicted model, not a curated record
GAGCGCAGGCCUGCACUGGGUAGUUUAACAUGGGUACCUCCAGCUCCUCCGCUCUGGCGCGCCUCGGCCUCCCGGGCCAGCCGCGGUCCACCUGGAUCGGCGUCGCCGCGCUGGGACUGGCCGCGGUGGCGCUGGGGACCGUGGCCUGGCGUCGCGUGCGUCCCCGGCGGCGCCGGAAGCUGCAGCAGGUGGGAACGGUGUCUAAGGUCUGGAUGUACCCGAUCAAGUCCUGCAAGGGGGUGUCGGUGAGCGAGACCGAGUGCACCGAAAUGGGGCUGCGCUGCGGCAAAGUGCGCGACAGGUUUUGGAUGGUGGUUAAGGAAGAUGGACACAUGAUCACUGCCCGCCAAGAGCCUCGCCUUGUGCUGGUCUCCAUCACCUUGGAGAACAACUAUCUGACCCUCGAAGCUCCAGGCAUGGACCAGAUGAUUUUGCCUAUCAAGCUGCCUUCUUCGAAUAAGAUCCACGACUGCAGGCUAUUUGGUCUCGACAUUAAAGGCAGAGACUGUGGCGAUGAGGUAGCUCAGUGGUUCACCAACUACCUGAAGACUCAACCCUACAGGUUGGUUCAAUUUGAUACCAGCAUGAAAGGAAGAACAACAAAGAAACUUUACCCUUCUGAAAGUUACCUUCAGAAUUACGAGGUAGCCUACCCAGACUGCAGCCCUAUCCACUUGAUCUCUGAAGCCUCCUUAGCCGAUCUCAACACCAGGCUGAAGAAGAAAGUCAAGAUGGAAUACUUCAGGCCAAACAUCAUGGUGUCGGGCUGCGAGGCUUUUGAGGAGGAUACUUGGGACGAGCUCCUGAUUGGUGAUGUGGAAAUGAAGAAGGUGUUGAGCUGCCCUAGGUGCAUUUUGACCACAGUGGACCCAGACACUGGAGUCAUAGACAGGAAGGAGCCGCUGGAAACCCUGAAGAGCUACCGCCUGUGUGACCCGUCUGUGAAGAGUUUGUACCAGACAUCUCCCCUUUUUGGGAUGUAUUUCUCAGUGGAAAGAAUUGGAAGCCUGAGAGUCGGUGACCCUGUGUAUCGUAUGGUGGAUUAAUGGGCCCAGUGUCUGACAAGCUCCCAGGUUCUAGGAGAUACUUCUGCAAGUCCUUACUGCCAGCCAUGACCGUCUUCCUGGAAAUAAGCCUCCGUUUUUCCUUCAGAGCGUUGUACACCUGAGUUAAUUUGAGAAAGUACAAGAGGUGGUUUGGGAAUAUUAGAUAAUGAUGUUUUUAAAAAUAAAUGGAAUUGUGAACAGUUAUUCUGAAUGGCCCUACCCCUGUUACCUUUUUCUAAUUACUGCCUUUAACAUUGCGUAGUAAAGCAAGUUUAGAGUCAACUUAAAAGCUGCCAAAUUUUAAAAGAAAAUGUUUAUACGUUUUAUAGGUGUAUGUGUGAGAGGUGGGGGAACGAGUCCUCAUGUCCUGAUGUCAGUGUGCUAAUUCUCAACCUGAAUGUUGAGCCCUGUUGAGUUUUGAUUAUAGAGCCAGGAUUAUGCUUAAAUAUAGGAAUGAUUCCAUAGAUCAUGGGGUUAUUUUAUUCUUUGUAUCUUUAUGUUUCAUUAGGAUUCUAUUAAAACAUAUGAUUUAUCUUU